Tricharina praecox is the source of this 1131-nucleotide messenger RNA. Its product is annotated as nucleoporin protein Ndc1-Nup-domain-containing protein. The record is from RefSeq and is a predicted model, not a curated record. Gene Ontology annotation, molecular function: spindle pole body-nuclear membrane anchor activity. Lineage: Eukaryota; Fungi; Ascomycota; Pezizomycetes; Pezizales; Pyronemataceae. Gene Ontology annotation, cellular component: spindle pole body; nuclear pore transmembrane ring. Bases 1 to 1131 code for a protein of 376 amino acids. Gene Ontology annotation, biological process: nuclear pore organization; spindle pole body localization. The transcript has 5 exons.
AUGGUGCAGUCCAUAUCGCGCUCGCUGCCAACUCCGGCAGCGAGACCGCCGCCCCCUCAUUACCAGACGAUACUUACACCUCUGCUACAUCGGAGGUUUGCACACGCCUGCUUGAUUUCACUCGGCUUUUGCUACCUGGAAGCAAUCAUCAUAAGCGAUAAAUCGAACUUUUUUUGGGUGCUGUUCCCGAUAAGCAUGACCGGGCUGAAAUGCUUUGUGCUGUUUUUCCUGUCGGCUAUGCCACUCUUGAUCUUGAGGAUCGCGCAGCUACACGUUGUCAAAAGAGCGCACUCAUCCCCGUUUCAUGCCUUCCAGAGAGCGAUCGGAUCUUUUGCGACUUACUCGGCAAUCUUUACCUACGUGUUGUCUUCGGUGGUAUUCAUGACGCUGUACUUGUUGUCUUGCGGCCCCGAAGACCAGCUCGGUGUUGUGGUUGAGGGAAGGAGCUACGAACGGCCAAGGCUGAAUGAGAGGUUCCUUUAUCUGGUGUUCUUCUCCGUUUUCAUCGGUGUCUUCCGCGGUUGCGCACAUGUCUACUACGACAGGGCGAGAUUGGUAUUCCCCGAGGUUCCGUAUGCCUCCUACAAGGACGCCGGUGCGGCUCAGAUCCCUACUGUGGCGUGGAAUGUGGGAUACUAUGUGUCUUUCUUUUCUAUCUUCGGUCCUCUCGUGUACUUUCCGUUCCGAUAUAUCCUUUGGUCCCACACAUUGGCGUUUGCGAGACACUUUUACUGGUUGAACCGCUCGGCUGCGCUCCCCUCGUUUCCGGUUGGACCUACGCUCUUCAUUCGGUCUUGUUUCCUCGCGCUCAUGAUCGUUUUAUCGUCUGAAGUCUCCCAUGCUGCUUUUAACGCCUUCUUUACCGAGGAUCCGUUCCAGGGCGGCAAGACGAUCACCGACAAAUCGAGCGAUCCUAAUGGAACUCUCAUUACUGGGCUCCGUACUGCCAAGGCCCCAUUGACACAGGUGCGUAUCUAUUCUCGCUUCCGAAGGAACUGCGAAUGGCUAACCGUGAGCACAGCCGAUGGCCUUCGCGGAAUUGAACCACAUUGCCCACAACCGUCCCGACCGCCGACGCGCCAUCUUCGCCGAUGUCGACCGCAAGCCAUCAUCAUGGGAACACAUCCUUAA